GGGGAGGGUAGGUGCACUAGUGGCCAACUCCAUUUUGGUUCUUGGUUUCAGUCCAAGACACACCCUCCUGGCCCCCAGGAGUAACAUCCCUGUCUGCCCAGUCCUCUGAAGAAGUAUCACCAAAGGCCCCUGUGAUGUUACAGUGGCUGUGGUGGUAGCAGUGUCUGCUGGUUCCUGGGAAAUGGACAAUGGGGUGUGGCCCAAGCUGACUGCAAAAUUUUGGUCCCUGGGGGGCAUUGGUAGGGGUAUGUGGGCAGAAAUUGAGCACCAAAUUAAUCUCAGUUCAGCCUCCACUUAGUUUUCCCAACCCCUCCUCAGCCACAGGAUGGAGGGGUAGGAUUUGUGAUGUCACCAAGAGCUUCUGUGAUGUCAAAGCAGCAGAGGCAUGGGCUGGAGCUGCCUGUUAGGGAGGGGCUGCCUCAGGCCCCCUGAAGUUUCUCAGAACCUCAUCCUGGCUCCACCUGGGCUUGGCCUGGCCUUGGUUGCUCCGGUGCAGUGAGGGCAGAUGAAGUACUGGGUGUGGGGCUGUGCACCUACUCCAAAGCGCCUCCCUAAUCAAAACCUGCCAACUUGGGCGGGCCACCUUGGGCCGGGAGGGACGGAGUGGGCACAGAGGGGUGAGGUAGCAGCUAAAAUAAGAAUAGAAAUAGUAAUAAUGGCAAGCAUAUAGUGCUCCUAUGUCUCUGCCAUUGUUCUAGGCAUUUACCGUGUAUUACUUUAUUUAGUUCUCACAAUACUCUGCGAGGUAGGUGCUUUUAUUCCCAUUUUACAGAUGAGCAAGCAGGCCCAGAGAAGUUAAGCGACUUGCGCACAUCACGCAGCUAGUAGGUGGUGAAGUCGAGAUUUGAAUUCAGACAGCCAAGAUCCAGAAAUUGUGCUGCUCCCGGCAACUGCUACGCUUCAAGAGUUAAAGUCUGCGAAAGUGCUUGUGUAAAGGGCCCCAGCAUGAAUUCUAAGUGAGCAUUGGUUGAGGGCUGUGAACCUGCCUGCAAGGAUUCCCAGAGGGAUGUGGGCAGCUGGUGGCCCCUCCCCCACCCCUUAUCGGAGCCCCCAGACCUGCGGUCUCCCCCCUCCACCCCCCUCUGAUUUCCCUCCGGUCUCCUUCGCUGAUUCACUGGCCUCCUCUUCCCACCACAUCGCAGCCAUGGCCUUGGUUCUGCAGCUGCUGCCGCUGCUGCUGUGGAGGGCCCAGGGGAACCCCGGGGCUUCACUGGACGGCCACCCCGGGGACCGGGUGAAUCUCUCCUGCGUAGGGGUCUCGCAACCCACCCGCUGGGUCUGGGCACCUAGAUUCCCGGCCUGCAAAGGCCUGUCCAAAGGACGCCGCGCGAUCUUGUUGGCCUCACCGAGCGGGACCCCCACCGUGUCUCCCGUCCAGCCCUUUGCUGGCCGCCUACGUGCCCUGGACCUUGAUAUCCGGCGGCUGGAGCUGCUCCUGAGCGCGGGGGACUCGGGCACCUUUAUCUGCAAGGGCCGCCAAGAGAACGAGAGCCGUACGGAGCUUCACGUGCUGGGGGACCGGGCCUACUGCAGAGCUCCGGGGCCUGCCCACGGGCCCGUGUAUCCCCAGAUUCUAAUCCCGCUGCUGGGCGCUGGGCUGGUGCUGGGACUCGGAGUAUUGGGCUGGGCCUGCUGGCUGCGCAGGCGCUCGCCCCUUCACCCGCCUCGACCACCCCCCAGAUUUGUUCCACUCGUGAAAGCGGAGCCCCAGAGGCCAGGAGAGGAGGAAGAGCCCAAGAUUGCAGGGGACCUGGACCAGGAGCCGAGCCUGCUCUACGCAGACCUGGAUCAUAUGGCCCUCAGAAGAUCCUGCCGACUGUCCCCAAUGGUCCCUGCUGAUUCCUCCACCACCUAUGCGGUUGUAGUUCGAAAGGAAGCCCUUACUACCUCACAAGCUGGGGGCUCCCAGCUCUCCAUAACACCCCUCCCCUUCUUGGCCCUUCACCUGGAAAAGGAAGGCACCAUGGGAUAGAAAUGAGCACUAGACUGGGAGUCAGGAGACGGAGGAUCCAGGCUAUCUCUGCUGCUGAUCUUGGUCCUUCCUUACCCCCAUCUCUCACACAGCUUUCAGGUCUCCUUCACCACUGAUGUCCUUUCUAAACCUGAUCAAGCCCUGUCUCCUUAUCUUAAGACAUCAACAACUCCUAGAUUUUUGCCCUAUCUCUUCCCUUCUCUCCACAGUCAAGCUCUUUGAACCAAGGGCCUACACCUUUCUCUUCCAUUUUUUUCUUCACUCCACUCCCACUGCUCACGUGCUCUCCAUGAGAUUGCCAGUGAUGUCCUAAUAACCACACCCACUAGACAUUUAUUAGCAUUCAUCUGGCUUGGCCUUUGAUUGCUCUUAUUUAAGCUCUGUUUUUCUUUAAUGCUGUUGUCUUCCUUCUGGACUCCUCCUCCUUGCUCCCUACCCCUACAGUAUUCUCCACCAUUCCAGGUUUGUCUUUUUCUUUAUCUGCCUUCUCCCUCUCCUGGGAUGCUGUCAUCCACAGCCAGUCCUCAGCCUUUUUCUCUGCAAGCAACAUCCAGAACUCUCUCCAGUUCAGAUCUCUGAUAUGAGAUUUCCAAACUGUCCCUCAGACAUCCCUGCCUGGCUGGCCCUAGGCAUUCUGCACACAGCAGGUCCAAAACCCAACUCACUGUCAUCUCCCAAGCCACUUACUUAAUCCUUCCUCCUCUGCAUUCUCUCUUGAUCAAAUCCAUUGCCCAAGCCAGAAAUGGAGAGUCAUGUAGACCUCCUUCCUCUCACUCCCACGUGAUAAACCAAGUCCUGUCUUUCAAUUUUAAUGUCACUGUCAAGUCCACACCCUUUUCACACUAGCACUGCCACCUGAAUGUACUCUUUAUUUCCUCCCUGGAUUACCCAUAGCCCCACCUCAUCCUCCUGCCCUUGUUCUCCUCCCUGAAGCUAGAGAUAUUCUCCCCAAAUGCUAACCUGCUCCUGACAGCCUAUAUUUCAGCAGUAUUUCAGCUCUGGGCCCAUGGGCCUCAGCUUUGGGUUCAAGGUGCUACAGUACUCUACUUACUCUCCAGGCUUAUCUCUGUCACUCAGUGCCUAGAACAGGACAGCCUUAGAGGAAUUCUCCCAGCCCCCAGAUGUGCCUUUGCCCCGUGCAAUUUCUUCUUCCUGGAUUAACCUUUGCCUCCUCCCCACUAUCUGCCUGGCUAAUUCUUAUUUAUCCUUAGGACUCUGUUCAAGUGUAGCCUUUUCUGGGAAGCUAUUUCUGACCCACUUUGCCCACCCCUGCAUACACUCUGAUGCCCUAGGGAGCCCCCUUAUUUUUCUCAUAGCAACAGCCUCCUGUGAAUUGUUCCAUUACAACCUGUAUUUCAAUUUAUAAGAAAUUUUCAUGUACUGUGAGUCCCCUGAUAUCAGGAGACUGACCCUUUUUAUAUCACCGCUAAGCCUCAGUAAAUGAGUGAAAAUGAAUAUCCCUGGAAAUGUCAUUUCCUCCUAUCAACUAGGGAUGGGCUGUUGAUCUCCCAGUCUCUGAAUCAUCUGACAUUUAGAUAAAUUCAGUGAGUGAUUCACCCAUAUUUUUUCUCUGCCCUGUACAUGCUCCCCAUUAUAGAAAUUCUGUCCUGUCCAUCUUGUGCCCAAGCAGCUAUGACAGGGCUGGACAAUAAGUCAGUGAGCGCUGAAUGAGGGUUUGAUGAAUGAAGGAGGCCUCCUUCCCAGCACUGACCCCAACCUCAGGUUUCAGCCCUGCCCUUGACCCUCUGCCCCAGUAAGACACCAGUCGCAGCCCAGUCGCAGCCCAGUCUAAAAGGUCAGUUCUAUUUUAUUAGUUCUUGGGGAGAGGACUCACCCAGUGACCUCUAUCCUUUUUCUCACUCUAUGCCCUCCCCCUACCUUGGGGCCAUCUCCCCACUACUACUAUUCACUGUCCUCUAUCUAACCUUCCUUCCCCUUCUACUCCUAUGCCACCCUGCCCCUGGUCAGCCAGGACCCCAAGGCCAGGCUUUCAGCUGUGGGGGCGUGUGCUGAGCACCAGGCAGAGGGAGCUGAGCCCAGCGCCUGCCUUCUCCAGUUCCGAGCAGGACACAGGUACCAGGGUGACGUCUGAGAGCUUCUGCAGUGCCUGCAGGGAGGACAGUGUGUGGGGAGAAGGGAGUAAGACCCCAAGGCCCACAGCCAGGACCCCAUUUCAGCCAGCUAGAGUGGCCCCACCCAGGCUUCUAGAAAAGGUACCCCUUCUUCCUCCCACUAGGGAGGCCUGAGCCCCAUUUCUCUGGUUGGUGGUGGUGGUGGAGCUCCUGCCUUCUCUCACCUCCUGGCUGUUGGGCAGGUCCCCGCCUCCACGGUGCAGGAGGAAAGGGGGCAUACCAGGCAGCCCAGGACGCAGAAAGAGACAGUCAGCUGCUGCAUCAUCUGGGAGGGUCAGGGAGGCAUAGGGGUGAUCCGUCAACACUGCCAUUGCCUGGGGGAGAGGAGAGAGGAAGCAUGCAAGGCUCAGAGCCUCUCCACAACUGAGUCCGGCUGCCCUACCACCGCUAAGCGCUGGGGACAGAGUUACAUUAUUGUGGAAUAAUAAUGACAGCAAUCACAUAGAACUUAGUAUGUGUCAGGCAUUAAG
Balaenoptera ricei (Rice's whale) is the source of this 4574-nucleotide messenger RNA. RefSeq names its product megakaryocyte and platelet inhibitory receptor G6b (gene MPIG6B). Bases 1007 to 1972 code for a protein of 321 amino acids. Gene Ontology annotation, cellular component: plasma membrane. NCBI's taxonomy places the organism in Eukaryota, Metazoa, Chordata, Mammalia, Artiodactyla, Balaenopteridae. Gene Ontology annotation, biological process: integrin-mediated signaling pathway; blood coagulation; platelet formation. The transcript is spliced from 6 exons. The record is from RefSeq and is a predicted model, not a curated record.